Messenger RNA from Hypoxylon trugodes, 1764 nucleotides. RefSeq lists its product as uncharacterized. The record is from RefSeq and is a predicted model, not a curated record. Gene Ontology annotation, molecular function: hydrolase activity; carboxy-lyase activity. NCBI's taxonomy places the organism in Eukaryota, Fungi, Ascomycota, Sordariomycetes, Xylariales, Hypoxylaceae. Bases 569 to 1717 code for a protein of 382 amino acids. The transcript has 2 exons. Gene Ontology annotation, biological process: secondary metabolic process. Gene Ontology annotation, cellular component: cytosol; cytoplasm.
CAACCAGCCUAGAUAAUCAAGGUAUCACAAAUAUUAUGAAUUGAGUCGAACUACAAGAUAAUAUCCUUCCCUUCAAUUGUAUAUCUUUAUACGCACUUAUUCAUGACUAAAGACAUCAAAAGACUUGAGAUAAGGUAUUCCUACUAGACCAUGCAUAAGAUAAGCGCUCUUAGACCGGGUUGUUAGGGACUCGUAUGGAGGAAUCGGGUGACAUCUUCGGCAAAAUGUGGGGUAUUACUACUACAUCUGCAUGAUAGACAAGAUCCGGUCUUUGAUGGAACUGUUUUAUGCAGAGAGGGGGUCUAUUUUGUUGGUUCUAUCUAUGCAAGGCUUCUCCGCCUCAUAACAUACCUCAUAACUGACUGCAUGGCAUCAACACAAGGGGGAGUAACCAAGUAUCAACGUUUAACUACUUAAUACACCGUAUAUCGAGGAUACGAGCGUCACGAUAAGGGCGUAUCACCCAUCUUUUACCACGGCCAUUUACUUUACAAUACCCAAUUAUACCAAUUCGCAACCAUUAGAAGCAACAAUCUAUCCCAUUUAAUAUCUAGGAAAGGCAGGCAAGAUGGACUCAUCAACACAUCGUGUGGUAGAUAUCCACACUCACCUGUAUCCUCCAGCAUACGUCCAACUCCUCGAAUCAAGAACCAGCAUCCCCCUAAUCCGCAAGUUCGCCGGCGCCAAAGAACCCCGCCUCAUCAUUCUCCCCGCUGAGGCCGAAUCACUAGAUAAAAUCACAUCAGAUGAUCCGGACAAGACAUCCUCUCACCUUCCAGGCCGACCUGUCACAACCCAUUACUCGUCCCUCAGCCAAAAACUUCAUUUCAUGGAUACCCAUAAGAUCGAUAUCUCAGUAAUCUCACUCGCGAACCCUUGGCUUGACUUCCUAGCCCCGGAAGACGCCGGGGAAACCGCUAAAACCAUCAACCAGGCAUUUUCGGACAUGUGUGCGACAGAGCCGGGUAGAUUAUUCUUCUUCGCUACAUUACCACUAACCGCGCCGCCUGAAACCCUCCUCGCGGCCGUCGGGCACGUGCGCAGUCUUAAAUACUGCCGGGGCGUGAUCUUAGGUACCUCGGGGUUAGGCAAGGGACUCGAUGACCCAGCUUUAGUACCGGUUUUCAGCGCCCUAGCGGCGAAUAAGUUAUUCGUGUUCUUACAUCCACAUUAUGGUCUGCCAAGCGAGGUCUGGGGUCCCCGCGCGACGGGGGAGUACGGACACGUGCUCCCGCUUGCUCUAGGCUUCCCAAUGGAAACUACGAUUGCUGUUGCGAGGAUGUACCUAGCGGGCGUUUUCGACCAGGUCCCGGAUUUACGUAUGUUGCUUGCGCAUAGCGGUGGUACGUUACCGUUCUUGGCGGGUCGGAUUGAGAGUUGUAUCGUGCAUGACGGACACCUGGUUCGCGAAGGGAAGGCGGGGAAGGGCCGGAGGACGAUAUGGCAGGUUCUUCGGGAGCAGAUAUAUCUGGAUGCCGUUGUGUACUCGGAGGUUGGUCUCAAGGCCGCGAUCGAUGCGAGUGGUGUCGAUAGGCUGAUGUUCGGGACGGAUCACCCAUUCUUCCCGCCGUUAAGUAGUGAUGAGCAGGGUGAGUGGGAGAGCGUCACUUGGAAUGCCGAGGCGGUGAGGAAAGCUUUGGGAGAGGGGAGUGAGAAUGCGAAAGCGGUUAUGGGAGGGAAUGCAUUUGAAGUGUUGGGAUUGCAUGAGGAUGGGUAAAGAGAUUGAAUUCAAAAACUAUAGAGCACCUAGGUAGAUGAUGUUGA